GAGAUUUUGACUGCACAUCUCCCGUUGUUGGCAUUGUUCCCUUCUUUUCGCACCAAAAGCUCCGUCUGCUCUGUCCUGUUCGAGACUCCAACUGUUCUCACAAGUCAAAAUCGCCAAGCGUUCUGGUAUCUGAACGACACGGUAUACCGCCGCGCCACCUGUUCUAAGCGGUGGCUGUUGUUCCAUGACUCACUCUAAUAUCAAGUGACCUCCCUUACUGCUUACCUAGCUUGAGAGUAACGAACGGUAUCGAGUGGCGGCAUGGCACUUCAUGCGCAAACCUGGAGCCCGGCGCAGGGGGAGAGACCUGCCCUUCCCAUGCCGGGAGAACCAGAUCGCCAGCUGUCAGCAACCAGUCUCCGCGGCAGGCUGCAGAGCCUCCGGCGAGUAACGACCUCAUCACGCUCCAAGUCUUCUUCACAGUCGCCAGACGGUAGUACAAGAGGGGCACUAGGCUUGAAUCUGCUGCAUGAACCAUCGGAGCCACGGGUGGAUUUCAUCUUCGUCCACGGCCUCAACGGCGGCUCCAGGCGGUCAUGGAGCGCAUCCUCGGACCCGGCGAGCUUCUGGCCCAAGGAAUGGCUGCCAUCCGAAGCCGGCUUCCGACACGUUCGCAUCCACAGCUUCGGCUAUGACUCGGACUGGACCAAGUCGCGAGAGAGCACCUUGACCAUCCACGACUUCGGUCAGGCUCUGCUGGCGGAUAUCUAUAAUUCGCCGAACUUGAGGCGGAAUGGAAACACUCCUAUCGUCCUUGUUGCGCAUAGCAUGGGAGGCCUGGUUGUAAAGAAGGCAUACCUUCUCGCCCGAAGAGACCCCAUCUACGCCGAUAUUGCAAACCGAAUCCACAGUCUGUACUUCCUAGGGACUCCGCAUCGAGGAGCCGACUCAAGCGCCUCCUUGACUACGUUGAUCUCCAUGUCCAUCGGCUCCGGCUCCAAGACGUUCGUCAAAGAGCUGAUUCCCGGCUCCGGAACGCUUCAAGCCAUCAAUGAUGAGUUCCGACACGUGUGUAGCGAUGUUCGACUGUGGUCCUUCUUCGAGGGCAUUCCAACUUCGACAGGCCCAACCAACACUAUGAUCGUCGAGAAAGAGUCCGCAGUGAUGGACAAUAUAGGGCUGCCUGGCGAGCACACCCAAUACCUGCAAGCAGACCAUCGCCGCCUAGUCAAAUUCGAGUCGGUAGAAGAUCCCAACUACAACAUCCUGCUGCGGUGCUUCAACACUACCAUCGAGGAGAUAGAGAAGAACUACAUUGCGGACAAGUUCGAGAACCACCGAGCGCAGAUGAGGCAGAUAGCGCAGGCCUUCGACGUGGCGGAGCGGCCAGACGGCGACUUCGUCAGGAUGCUGGACAAACUGCACGUCGGCUCCUGCGAGUGGCUUACCGCGCACCAGUGCUUUCACGAGUGGCUGGAAUGCGAACCGAUAGACCCGAAUCCGAAGAUCAAGGCCAUUACCUCCGGCCCCUCCAAGAACACCCCGCGGUUCCUGUGGCUCAACGGCCCUCCUGGCUCCGGCAAGUCGGUCGCCUCGGGUCAUGUCAUCAGGUAUCUCGAGUCCUACAACCUCGACUGCGCCUACUUCUUCUUCAAGAACAACGAGAAGCCCAGCCUCACGCAGUUUCUGCUGUCGAUGGCGCUGCAGAUGGCCGAGUCCAACUUCCAGAUCCGCCACACCUUCCUAUCCAUGUUGGAGGAGGGCGAGACAAUCGACAGCCACAGUGACCAUGUCAUGGUGUGGAAUAACAUCUUCCUGGGCCGCAUCUUCAAGAUGGCCCUGUCGCAGCCCCAGUACUGGGUGAUCGACGCGCUCGAUGAGUGUCCGUCGCGGGCCCUGGCAACGCUCAUGUCCAUGUUCGCCAGGAUUGAGCCGACCGUUCCGCUCAGGAUCUUCAUCACCAGCCGUCCCAACGGCCAUGUCGAGCGUCUGCUGAACCAGGAGAGGAUCGCCAGACUGGAGAUGCACACAGGCCAGGCAGAUUCGCUCAGGGAUAUCGAAGCCUUUGUCCGGUCGCGGCUGUCGCCGAGCAUCAUCGAGGACUUCAACGAGGAGGAAGGCGACCUGGUGGCUGAGAUCAUCGAGAAGUCGAACGGCAUCUUCCUCUGGGCAUCCUUGAUCCUGACGCGCCUGGACGAAGCGCACAGCAUCGAAGCAAUGCGGAAGACGCUCGACCAGGUGCCCUCGGAGAUGAGCGGCAUGUACAGCGGCAUCCUCGAGAGCAUCCUCGAGUCCCCCAACGCAGACCUCGCCCACUGCGUCCUCAAGUGGGUCGUCUGCGCCCGAAAGCCGCUGAGCACGGAGGAGCUGAGGGAGGUAGUGCGGCUGGACAUCAACCAGACGCUGCGGACCCCGGACAGGUUCGCGCAGGUCUGCGGCAACCUCAUCACCGUCGACAACAACCUGGUCCAGGUCAUGCACCAGACAGUCAAGGAGUUCCUCACGGGCGAACAGUCCGACUACUACAUCCCGCGCUCCUGGUCGCACGCCCGCAUCGCCGAGCUCUGCCUGCAGCAUCUCAACAGCCGCAACUUCGCCCCGCCCCGCACCCGCCGGGCACCCGCCAUCUCGUCCUCUUCCUCUUCCUCUAAGACGUCGUCGUCGUCAUCGUCCGACACCGCCAACGCCGCCGUGUUCGACGAAUACGCAAGCGCCAACUUCUCCUACCACCUUGCGCACUGCUCCCCCUCGGAGUCCACCCUCGGGCUGCUCCCCUUGCUCGGCACGUUCGUCUCGUCCAACGUGCUGACCUGGAUCGAGCGCGUAGCCAAGACGGGGCGGCUCUCCCUGCUCACGCGCACCAUCCAGAACCUGAAGGUCUACCUCGACCGGCAGGUGGCGACGUGCUCGCCGAUCGACGCCGACUACCAGCUGACAUCGCGCUUCGUCGAGGACCUGGUGCGGCUCUCGGCCAUCUUCGGGCCGAACCUGCUCGCCACGCCGUCGUGCAUCUACUCACUCGUGCCGCUGCUCUGCCCCAAGUCGAGCAUGAUCCACUGGAAGUUUGCGCGGCAGCAGCGGCAACAGCAGCGGGUGCUGUGCAGCUUCAACGACGACUGGGACGAGCGGCUGUCGUCCUUCACCUUCGCGUCGCGCGUCAUGUCCAUCGCUUGCGCCGACCAGUUCUUUGCCGUCGGCUUGGGCGACGGGACCGUGAGGGUAUACCGGCAGAGCACGUUCGAGCUGCUGAAUACCAUGCAGCACGGCGAGCCGGUGCGGCGGCUGGCCAACGGGAACAUCACCGGCAUGCUGCUCUCGGGCGGGCUGAAGACGCUCAAGGCGUGGGGGCCGCGGCAGGUGCUGCUGUGGUCGGCGACCGUGCCGGAGCAGGUGCUGAGCUUCCGCUUCAGUCCGGACGACUCGAAGGUGUACGUGCCGCUGCGGAACGGGGAGGUGUACGUGUACCGGGCGAAGAACGGGGUGCGGCUGGAUGCGCUGGAUAUCCUGGAGGACAACUCGUCGUCGUCGUCAUCGUCGUCGGAUUCGGAGUCGGAUGGCGGCCGGCACCAGCCCCAGCAGCAGCAGAGGCGCACGAUGCCGAUGCUGAUCCGGAUCAGCCCCAUGCUGGGCAUCGCGGCGAUCGCCUACCGCAGCUCCCACCUGCAGCUGUCGUACUACGACAGCGACGGGCGGGUGGAAGCGUUUGAGAAGGAGGGCUACGAGGACGGCGGCGGCCUCCCGUCGCAGGUGCUCGACAUCGCGUUCAACGAGAACGCGGAGCAGGGCCUGAUGGCCGUGUCGUACCAGGACGGCGACCUCGUCACGCUCGAUCCGUGGACGCUGCAGCAGAAGCACGCCUACCACCUGAACGCGCACACGCUGGCGGCCUCGCCCGACGGGCACACGCUGGCGGCGGGGGACAGCGAGAGCAUCAUCUCGCUGUUUGCCUUUGACGGCCUCCGCCUCAUCUGCCGGAUCCAGUCGCUCGACGAACGCAUCAUGGGCAUCGUGUUCGCCUCCAGCAGCCUGCGCUUCUUCGAUCUCCGCGGCAACACGUGCAAUGUAUGGGAGCCGGCCGCGCUGAUCAAGAAGAACCUGGCCGACGACAGCUCGAGCGAGGAGGCCGAUGAGUACCUGAUGCCGGCCUCGAACCUCGUGUGCACCCGGACCUUCGAGGACAGCAGGGCCAUCACGGCCAUGGCGCAGGCGGGCGACACGAACUUUGUGUUCUGCGGGCGCGAGGACGGAUCGAUCACGGUGCACGACGUCAGCUCGGGCCGGAUAUGCGCCGAGCUCAAGUUCCACGCCCGCAUGGUCGACAUCCUCCAUCUCGAAUGGAACGCGCAGGGGAAGGUGCUGUUCAGCGUCGACGCUUCCCGGCGCUGCAUCGCCACGCGUCUGAGCCUGCCCACCUCGGCCGGCGCUCAAAAACAGCAGCAGCAGCAGCAGCAGCAGCAGCAACUGCAGCAGCAACUCCAGCAGUGCGAGCACAUCCUCGACUUCCGCGCCUCCGACACCGUUCUGCAAGCGCUCAUCAGCCCGGACGCGUCCGCCUUCCUCGUCUCCACUCAGUCCGGCGAGGAGCUCCAUGCGCCCGGCGACGCAGGGCACACCAUCCGGUCGAGCCACUCCCGCGGUAAUAAAGCCCGCUGGCUGCAGCACCCCACCGACAACAGCCGCCUCCUCCUCUUCCAGGACGCCAGCGAGGUCCUGCACAUCUUCCGGUGGACCGAGCUGCACCGCGAGACACCCGAGCAGGGCAUCUCGAUCGAACUGCCCUCGGACCUCCUCGCCAUGCCAUCAUCAGUCGUCCUCUCGGAUGAGUGGCACGCCCGUGCAGGGCUGGCUACGCUCGUCCAGACGAUUGAGCUGCCAUCUAAUAACAACAGUAACCAUAACAAUAACAACAACAACAACAACAGCAGCAGCAGCAGCAGCAGCAGUAGCAACAGAACGGGAUUCCUAACCCUGGACUUGUCCAAGAUCACCGACCCAUCAACAACAACAACCCAAGUACUAGAAAUCACCUGCACGUCCCGCCGGCUAGUGUCACACAUCAGGUCGGUACUCGGCAUCUACAGAUCGAAUCUGUACUUCAUGAGCGGCCGCGGGUGGGUGUGCUCCAUCAGCCUGAAGAACCUGGCGGCGAGCAAGUCGUAUGUGCGGCACUUCUUCAUUCCGUCGGUCUGGCAGACGGGAGGGGAGCCGAUGGCGCGCGUGGUGUCCAAGACUAGUGUCGUGAUGGCGUAUCGCGAUGAUUUGGUGGUGCUGCAGGGGUUUUUGGAGUUUGAGCAUAAGACUUUGUUUGAGGAGGAGGGGAAGGAGGAGGGGGAGGGGGCGGUGGUGAAGAAGGGUUGUUAGAAACUGCAAAUUAGUUAGGGAUUCCAUCAUUCAUGAUGCAUGAGGUUCGGUGAGUUUUUGGAACUU
Messenger RNA from Chaetomium strumarium, 5367 nucleotides. RefSeq lists its product as uncharacterized. The coding region runs from base 262 to 5301 and encodes 1679 amino acids. The transcript has 8 exons. The record is from RefSeq and is a predicted model, not a curated record. Lineage: Eukaryota; Fungi; Ascomycota; Sordariomycetes; Sordariales; Chaetomiaceae. Gene Ontology annotation, molecular function: protein binding.